AUGAAAAAAAUUCUAUUUAAGGGACGCUUUCAGGAUAACUUUGAGUUUCUACAAUGGUUUAAGAAAUUCUUUGAUGCCAAUUAUGAUGGACGUGACUAUGAUGCAUCAGUUGCGCGUGAAGGCCUUCCAAUGGGUUUGGGAGUUGGGAGUGGAGCACCAGCUGGGGGUAAAAUGAGUACUAAUGGUGUUAGAAAGCCAGCUGCUGCCCUCUCAUCAGCCUCUGCAAUGCCUCGACGACCACUGGUUAAACCUGCUCCAAAAGCAGCCGCUCCAACUGCACCGACCCGCAUGAAUGCAUCGAAAACCAAUUCGAACAAUGUAACGAAUCAACAAAUUGAAGAAUUGUCGAAUCAACUGAUGGAUAUGCGAUUGAAUUUGGAAGGUUUGGAGAAAGAACGUGACUUCUACUUUAGCAAGCUUAGAGACAUUGAGAUUUUAUGUCAAGAGGCUGAUGAGGGAGAUAGCUCAGCAAUUAUAACAAAGAUUCUUGACAUACUUUACGCGACUGAGGAUGGCUUUGCUCCCCCUGACGAGUUGCAACCCGAAGAGGAAGAGUAUUAAACUUAUCAACAAACAAUCAUCGUUCUCAGAACCAUCAAUAGCGACACACACACCCACACAUGAAUUAAUUAAUAAUUAAAGAAAAAACAAAUCUAACGAACUACUUUUGAGACGACAAUAUAAAAGUAGUAAUAACAAUUUCAAUCCUUUUUGAAGCGUCGUCAUCACAAAACAUGUUUAAGCACCAGAAAAAAACGAAAACAAAAUGAAAAUUAAUUUUUUUUUGUUCUAAAGCAAUUUAUCGCACACGACGCGAAUUUAUAUAUUAUCCAUAAUUAAAAGAUUUUUUUGUCAUGUUUAAUUCCAUAAGAAAAUCACUAAAUUAAUUAUCUACUGAGAAAAGAAGGGAACACUUUAGUUGGUUAAUUAAAGAAAAAAAAAAGAUGAAGAUUAGGUUUAUGAUGAGUGAAAUGGUCGUAAAGUAUAAAUCUCUGUACUCAAUUAUUCGUAAUUAUUUUCCUUAUUUAAGUUAAUAUUUUUUUCUCCCAUUUUUGUGCUUUUAAUCAAACAAAAAUUUCUUUCUUUCUUUUUGCAUAAUUAAACAUCAUUUUUAAACAGAUGAGAAGAAAGAAACGAAAUCUGCUCAAGAAUUUUCUUUUUAAUUUGUCAUUCAUACUUAUAUGUAUCUUUGGAAUAUUUAUCAAAAUAUGUGGAUGCAGUUGCUUUAUCAAUGGAAAUAAUAAAUGCUUAAAAGAUUGUUGUGAGAAACAAAAUGUUACACCAGAAGAAAAAGAAAAAUGAUAUAUCAUUUUAUUUGAAUUGAAGGCAAAUGCUGGACGAAUAAAAAGAAACAAAGCAGUUUAUCAAUAUAAAGUUCAUUGUCUCCUUUUCUUAUCAUUAUUUAACAUUCAGUGAUUUAUCAACAACUCUG
Messenger RNA from Clunio marinus, 1432 nucleotides. The record is from the annotation of a GenBank genome assembly. NCBI's taxonomy places the organism in Eukaryota, Metazoa, Arthropoda, Insecta, Diptera, Chironomidae.